CGUAUUCAUAGCUUGGCACCCUGUCAUUACCCCCCAAAUUCCCUCAGACUACGCCGAUCUCCAAGCUUUUGUGAGCCACAUCGAACCCGGUUACGGCGGCGCGAUGGAGGCAGCAUCCGCGCGAAUGGCGGCGCGAGAUCGUUACGGCGCAUUCGGCGAGGCACCAACAUCGCAACUACAACGCUUCAUACUGUCAGCAUGCGACCCGCAAAACUUUGAGCCCAACCUCGCGCUGAAUCUCGAGAUCUCGGACCUGAUCAACAGCAAGAAAGGCUCCGCCCCGCGAGAAGCAGCCGUUUCGAUAGUAAACUACGUCAACCACCGCAACCAGAAUGUCGCUCUCCUCGCGCUCAAUCUCCUCGACAUCUGCGUUAAGAAUUGCGGUUACCCAUUCCACCUCCAAAUCAGCACCAAAGAGUUCCUCAAUGAGCUCGUCCGCCGCUUCCCCGAACGCCCACCCGUGCAUGCGACGCGUGUACAGAGCAAGAUCCUCGAGCUGAUAGAAGAAUGGCGCCAAACAAUCUGCCAGACGUCGCGAUACAAGGCCGAUCUCGGCUUCGUACGGGAUAUGCACAGGCUGUUGAGCUAUAAGGGCUACAUAUUCCCGGAAGUAAGGAAGGAAGAUGCGGCUGUGCUGAACCCAAGCGAUAACCUCAGGUCAGCAGAGGAGAUGGAAGAGGAGGAGAAAGAGGCACAGUCGGCCAAACUCCAGGAACUGAUCCGUCGUGGAGGUCCCGCCGACUUGCAAGAGGCAAACAAGCUCAUGAAAGUCAUGGCCGGUUACGAUACAAGAAACAAGACAGAUUGGCGCGCAAAGGCUGCUGAGGAAGUUGGCCGAAUCCAGCAAAAGGCGAGGAUCCUUGAGGAGAUGUUGCAUGGUUAUAAACCAGGAGACACUAUCAAAGAGGGAGACGUGUUUGAGGAACUUGCCAAUGCGCUUGCGAGUGCCCAGCCAAAGAUCCAAAAGAUGUGUGAGGAGGACUCCGAGGAUCACGAAGCAGUGGCGAAGCUUUUCGAAAUUAACGACAGUAUACAUCGGACAAUAGAAAGAUACAAACUGUUUAAGAAGGGAGAUAUUGAUGGGGCGAACAAGAUACCUCAGGGUACGCUUGGACGCAGCGGCGCUGGAGUGUCGCAGGGCCCGAACAAUACACUAAAUCUUAUCGAUUUUGGAGACCCAGAGCCCGCACCGCCCGCACCACAGUCGUCCGAAGCAUCUCAACAGCCAGCUGCCAAGGGCAAUGCUCUAGAAGAUGAUUUAUUAGGGCUGUCUCUGAGUGGAGACACCUAUGGUCAGUCUGGUAGUAUAUCACUAGGCGGUUCAAAUGGCUCAGUCCUUGGUUUGUCUGGUGUGCCUGUUCCACAAUCACAAGCUCAGCAAAAGUUAUCCGCCCAAUCAAUUAACGACCUCUUCACAACCCCAACCCAGGCCCCACCCCCGAUCACAUCGCCUCGAUCAGCACAGCCCCCAAUUAAAGCAGCUCGCACACCGGAUCCUUUCGCCGCUUUGUCAGCAACGCCUCGACAGGGCUCACCAUUCCAAUUUCAUCAAUCAGUCAAACCGCCGCCGACCGGGUCAGCUGUUGUCGAUCUGUUGGGCGGUGGUCCUCCUGCACCCGCGUCUAAUCCAGCGCCAGGUCGCGACAGCAUUGCUAACGAUGAUGAUGAGUGGAACUUUGCAUCUUCUGUUCCUGAUACAACCAAGGAGAUCACAGUCACCAACACUAAUAUCAACGUGAUCUUCAGCAUCGUGCGAGAAUCGGACACUGCUCUCUUGAUCCAAUCCCGAAUAUCGAACAACACACCGCUGCCAAUCUCUGGUCUGACAUUGCAGGUAGCUGCAUCCAAAGGCGCCCAACUUCAGCUGGAGCCACAAUCUGGUGUCACACUUGGGCCAAAUCAAAAGAGCGGAAUCACGCAGAAUAUCCGUGUAAACAACGUUCAAAGAGGAUCAGGUGCGAGCGUAAAGAUGAGGUGGAGAGCAUCGUACUCUCUUGGUGGUCAGCAAAAGAACGAGAUGGGCGAGAUCCCAAGCUUAGGUGUGUCGUAGAAUCUCGAUGUAAAAAGUUGGCAGUCGAGCAACUUUGCGGGCUGAGUUUUCGAUGCAUUCUUAGCGACGUGAUUUGGACCGCGAGAGUGCCUGUAGGUUGGAGACUGCGUCGCUGUGUGACGUGACCGAUGAGUUCAAGAUCGUCCAAAAUAUAAAAGAAGAUCGAGAUGUAGAGGCAUAGUCCACGUGCUACCGCGUUAUCGAUAACAUCAUCGAAUCAUGAAG
This is a messenger RNA of Dothidotthia symphoricarpi CBS 119687, 2275 nucleotides long. RefSeq names its product VHS-domain-containing protein. Gene Ontology annotation, cellular component: trans-Golgi network. The record is from RefSeq and is a predicted model, not a curated record. Gene Ontology annotation, biological process: Golgi to vacuole transport; Golgi to endosome transport; protein transport to vacuole involved in ubiquitin-dependent protein catabolic process via the multivesicular body sorting pathway. The coding region runs from base 104 to 2050 and encodes 648 amino acids. The transcript has 8 exons. NCBI's taxonomy places the organism in Eukaryota, Fungi, Ascomycota, Dothideomycetes, Pleosporales, Dothidotthiaceae. Gene Ontology annotation, molecular function: ubiquitin binding; phosphatidylinositol binding.